AUGCAUAGAGGAGUGAUCAUGAUCAUAGUUGGCCGACAAAUUUCCCGAUUGGGCCAUUUCCCCAUUGAGCUAGAGAGCGAACAGACCAAAUAGUGCAAACAAUGCAAAAAGUUUCCAUCCCCGAGGGGUUUCCGUUAUCGCAGAUGUUUUCCGCCCCUCCUCUCUUUUGGUAUUACUCUGUAACAUCAAUUGCUUAAAAAAGGGGCUCGAAAGAAUUCCAUUGUUCCCCAAAGACACUUCCAAUACAAGCAGGAUGGCGACUACCACCAGCCGUGAAGCCUUCGAGGCUGUUUUCCCCACGUUGGCCGAAGAUCUUCUGGCCCAUGCUAAGAAAUAUAAUCUGCCUGAGAAUGCGUUGAAGUGGUUAGAACAGGUGAUCAAUGUCAAUGUUCCCGGUGGAAAGCUCAACCGCGGCCUCUCUGUUCCAGAUACCGGCCUCGCUCUACUGCAGAAGCCCCUGACCGACGAGCAGUUCAAGCAUCUCAGCAUCCUGGGUUGGUUGACCGAGCUGCUUCAGGCUUUCUUCUUGGUCAGCGAUGAUAUGAUGGAUAGCUCGAUCACUCGUCGUGGCCAGCCGUGCUGGUACCGCCACCCCGGAGUCGGGCUGAUCGCCAUCAACGACGCGUUCAUGCUCGAGUCCGGCAUCUACGUUAUCCUCAAGAAGCACUUCCGCUCUCACCCUGCCUACGUCGAUUUCCUCGAGCUGUUCCACGAGACCACCUGGCAGACGGAACUUGGUCAGCUGUGCGAUCUCAUUACGGCCCCUGAGGACAAGGUCGACUUGGACAACUUCUCCAUGGAGAAGUACAUGUUUAUCGUGACCUACAAAACCGCCUACUACAGCUUCUACCUUCCCGUUGCUCUUGCUUUGCACUACCUCGAGCUCGCCACCUCAGAGAACCUUCAACAGACCCACGACAUCCUGAUCCCGCUGGGUCAGUACUUCCAGGUCCAGGACGACUACCUGGACGCCUAUGGUGACCCGGCUGUUAUUGGCAAGAUCGGCACCGAUAUCCAGGACAACAAGUGCUCAUGGCUGAUCAACCAAGCCCUUCAGCGCUGCAGCACUGAGCAGCGCAAGCUCCUCGACACCGCCUACGGCCGCAAGGACAGCGAGCUUGAGGCCAAGGUCAAGGCGCUGUACAAGGAACUCGAUUUGGAGAAGGUCUACAAGGAGUAUGAGGAGAAGACCGUUGGUGAACUCCGCAGCAAGAUCGCAGCCGUUGACGAAAGUCAGGGCCUGAAGAAAGAGGUCUUCGAGGCAUUCCUUGGCAAGAUCUACAAGCGCACCAAAUAGUCGCACUAAAAAAUGGGGCGUGUCACAUUCUGUCUCUUAAUCUCAUUCCUUGAUUCUUUAGUUUCAUACCCCCCCCCCCACCGAACACAUAGACAGCUAAUGAUUAUAUGACGUGCUGUUAACCUGCAUGUAUACACAGUUCAUAAGCUCAUGUUGUUAGACAGAUGCUUUCUUGAUACAAAUAUUUAAUGCAUUUAUAGAGG
Molecule: messenger RNA, 1500 nt
Organism: Aspergillus novofumigatus IBT 16806
Lineage: Eukaryota; Fungi; Ascomycota; Eurotiomycetes; Eurotiales; Aspergillaceae
Gene: erg20
Product: bifunctional (2E,6E)-farnesyl diphosphate synthase/dimethylallyltranstransferase
Exons: 2
Coding region: 254-1297 (347 amino acids)
Biological process (GO): trans, trans-farnesyl diphosphate biosynthetic process
Cellular component (GO): cytoplasm
Molecular function (GO): (2E,6E)-farnesyl diphosphate synthase activity; dimethylallyltranstransferase activity
Source: RefSeq, a predicted model, not a curated record